Lodderomyces pseudojiufengensis is the source of this 3237-nucleotide messenger RNA. RefSeq names its product Zcf29p (gene ZCF29). The record is from RefSeq and is a predicted model, not a curated record. Gene Ontology annotation, cellular component: nucleus. NCBI's taxonomy places the organism in Eukaryota, Fungi, Ascomycota, Pichiomycetes, Serinales, Debaryomycetaceae. The transcript has a single exon. Gene Ontology annotation, molecular function: DNA-binding transcription factor activity, RNA polymerase II-specific; DNA binding; zinc ion binding. Bases 1 to 3237 code for a protein of 1078 amino acids. Gene Ontology annotation, biological process: DNA-templated transcription; positive regulation of transcription by RNA polymerase II.
AUGGGUAAAAUUAGAGCAAGAACAGUUAAAGUUUGUGACUUUUGUAGGAAAAGGAAAGUAAAAUGUGAUUUAGGUAAUCCUUGUUCAACUUGUGUCAAGUAUAAAAAAUCUCCAUGUAUUUAUUCAGAUUUUCCAACAUCAUCAAUUACCACAAAUAGUAAUACUGAAAAACAGGAUAAUGAAUUUGUAUUUGAAAAUAAUGGUACUCAAAGAUCAAGAAUACCAAGUAAUUCAACUAUAAGUACUUUAAAUAGUAAUGGAAGUCGUGUUGGAUCUAUUUUUUCAAAUUCAUUAUCAAGAACAACAACUUUAUCAAAUGAAAAUGAAAUUGGUAAUAAUGAGGAGGUCAAUAAUGAUAAUGAUUAUGAUAUUCCAGAAGAAUAUGAACCAUCACAUCCAACAACAUCAUCUACAAUCCCACAACCAGUAUCAGAUGAAUUAUCAUUUUUAAAACAAAAAUUACAAGAUUUAGAAGAAAAAUUUCAAAUUCAAACUCAAAGUCAACAAAAUUCUUCAAAUACUUCACCAUUUAAUAAUUCAAAUACAAAUCAAAUUAGUCCUAAUUCAAAUAAUUAUUCAAAUAAAGAUAUAUUAAUUAAUAAAUUAGAUCCUCAAGAUUUAUUAGGUCAUAAUCCUUAUGAAUCAGAAAAUGAUUGGUUUAAUUUUUUUGAAGGUUAUAAUCCAACAAAUUCAAAAGAACAAUUUAGAAAAAAAAAUUAUGGACCAUUAAAUUGGGUAACUUUAUUAAAAAUUGAUUCAGCAAUAAAUUCUGUUUGGAGUGAAAUGGCAAAUUUAAAAAAACAAAUGAAAGAAAGAGGUUUUGUUCAUGGAUUUCAAAUUACUGAUCAAAGUGCUCAAGUUGAUAAAGAUUUUAGUGAAAAAGCUUAUGAUGAUGAAGGUAAUAAUGAUGUAAAACCUUUUACAGAAUUUGAUAAUAUAAAUAAACCAAUCAAAUCAAAAUUAAUAAUGAGUCAAUCUAAAUUAAAUGAAAAAGCAAUGUGUUUAGGAUUAUCAUUUUAUAAAGGUGGUUUAGAUACAGAAGUUGAAUUAGUUGAAAAAAUAAGAUUAGUAUUACCAAAACAAAAAGUUAUAUGGAUAUUAUUUAAAAGAUUUUUUAGUCAUUUAUAUGUUGCAAUGCCAGUUAUAGAUCAAAUGAUUUUAAAAUCUGAAUUAGAAAAAUUAAUAGGUAAAGAAAAUUAUCAAAAUAAUGAAGUUAAUGUUAAAAUUACCAAAAAAUUAGAUUUUGCAAAUUUAGGUAUAUUAUUAAUUAUAUUAAGAUUUAGUUAUAUAUCAUUAUUUUCACAAGAUUCAUCAAUAAAUGAAAUAAAUUUUCAAACUAAUGAUCCAUCAAAACAACAAAUUAAAUUUUUAUUAAAUAAUCCAAUAAAUUUAGAUGUUAUAAAUGUUGCAAAAUUAUGUUUAGAUCAAUUUAAUAUAAUGAGAGGUUCAAAUUUAACUUUAUUACAAUUAGCUUUAUUAUUUAGAUUAUAUAAUUAUUAUGCUCCAGAAGCAGGUGAUGGUAUAGAUGGAGGAGAUGCACAAAUAUUUAAUGCAACAUUAAUUCAAAUGGCAAUGUCAAUUGGUUUACAUAGAGAACCAGAUAAAUUUAAAAAUAAUGAUACUAGUGGUAAUGAUGAUAGAUUAGAUAAUUUAGGUAGAAAAAUUUGGUAUUAUUUAUUAAUUCAAGAUAUGAAUAAUUCAAUGGCUAAUGGAUCACCAUGUACAAUAAAUUUUAAUUCAUUUGAUACAAAACCUCCAUUUUAUAGACCAGGAAAUGAAAAUGUUUUAGAUAUUGAAAUUGAAAAAGUUGCAUGUGGAUGUUUCCCCAAUUUUGAUAAUACUUAUGAACCAAUGUCAGAAACUUUUAAUACAAUUUUUUCAAUAAAAAAUUCAAUAAAUAUGAUUGAAUUAACCAAGAGAUUAAAUCAUAUGGAAUUACAUUUUAAAGAAAAACAUAAUAAUUUAACUUUAAAAUAUGGUAAUUCAUUAAAUGAUGAAAAUUCAAAUUCAACAAAUAUUUUAAUGCCAUCUACAAUAAAACUUAAAAUAUAUUUUACUGGAAAUUUUUUUUUAGUACUGAUAUAUUUAUAUCUUUUUAAUUUUUAUGAAAAGAGGAAAAAUUUAAAAUUAUCAUUUUAUUAUUUAAAAAAAAUGAUUAGUAUAAUAAUAUAUGAUGUUAUGCCAUUUUUUGUUGAAUGUAUAAAUCAUAAAAAAAAUAUGUUUAAAAGUUCAAUUGAUUUAAUUGCUACACCAAGUUUUUUAACAGCUGCUCAUAAAUCAGUUAUAGUAUUAACAUCAUUUUAUUUAAGAAUUAAAUUUUGGAUUUGUAAUUUAGAAAAAAAAUAUAAUCAUAAUACAAAAUUAAGAUCAAAUGAUGAACAAGAUAAUCUGUAUAAAUUACAUUUUCAAAAAUUAAUAAAUUUAGAAAAUUUAAUUUUAAAAAGUAUUGAUAUUUUUAGAAAUGGUAUUGCAAAAUUAAGUUAUAGAUAUUAUUAUGCAUGGAGAAUAACAAAAGCUCAAAAUUUUUUAAGAACUUCUUUUAAUGAUGAAUUUUUUAAAAAUUAUCAACCUACUAAUGCUAGCUUUAAAGAUCAAAUUUUAAAUAAUGAAAUGUUGGAACAAUUAGAAUAUAUUUUUGAAAAAUCUAUUUUACAAGUUAAUAAAAUUAAAAAACAAUAUAAAUUAGAUAAAUUAAAUUUUGAACCAGAAAAUAAGAAUAAUAAUUUAAAUAAUUUGAAUUAUAAUAACAAUCAAAAUUUAAAUCAUAGAAAUUCAACAAGUUCUGGUAAUAGUUCAGAUAAUGAAUAUCAUAGACCAAAUGAUCAAAUAGAUAGUAUAUGGUUACAAAUGAUGAAUUUAAAAAAUGAUAAUAAUUUUAAUUUUAAUUUAAAUUCAAAUUUUAAUAAUACCAACUUGAGUAGUAACUUAAAAUAUAAUGAUCAAGUAAAUAAUACAAUGAAUUCAAUUAUAAAUCCAAUAACUCCUUCAAAUUUUAUAAAUAAUUUAUCUUAUAGUCCUCCAAGUUAUAAUUAUCAAACUCAACAACAACAAUCACCUUUGAAUCAAAAUCAAAAUCAACAACAACAAACACAACAAGAUCCUAAUCAAUCACAAUCUCAGGCUGGUCCUAAUGGUUUAAUUCCACAACAAUUUCAAGUAGAUUUUAAUAAUUAUUUUAAUGAUAAAGAUAUGUUUGAAAAUUUUCCACUUGAUGAAUUAUUAAAAGAUUUUUCAUAA